Messenger RNA from Gorilla gorilla gorilla (western lowland gorilla), 1888 nucleotides. RefSeq names its product ribitol xylosyltransferase 1 (gene RXYLT1). The record is from RefSeq and is a predicted model, not a curated record. The coding region runs from base 92 to 1423 and encodes 443 amino acids. Gene Ontology annotation, molecular function: ribitol beta-1,4-xylosyltransferase activity. The transcript has 6 exons. Gene Ontology annotation, cellular component: Golgi apparatus. Gene Ontology annotation, biological process: protein O-linked glycosylation via mannose. Lineage: Eukaryota; Metazoa; Chordata; Mammalia; Primates; Hominidae.
GGGCUGGGCCUGCGCCGGACGCCGCCGGUGUCGCGGAUUCUCUUUCCGCCCGCUCCAUGGCGGUGGAUGCCUGACUGGAAGCCCGAGUGGGAUGCGGCUGACGCGGAAGCGGCUCUGCUCGUUUCUUAUCGCCCUGUACUGCCUAUUCUCCCUCUACGCUGCCUACCACGUCUUCUUCGGGCGCCGCCGCCAGGCGCCGGCUGGGUCCCCGCGGGGCCUCAGGAAGGGGGCUGCCCCCGCGCGGGAGAGACGCGGCCGAGAACAGUCCACUUUGGAAAGUGAAGAAUGGAAUCCUUGGGAAGGAGAUGAAAAAAAUGAGCAACAACACAGAUUUAAAACUAGCCUUCAAAUAUUAAAUAAAUCCACGAAAGGAAAAACAGACCUCAGUGUACAAAUCUGGGGCAAAGCUGCCAUUGGCUUGUAUCUCUGGGAGCAUAUUUUUGAAGGCUUACUUGAUCCCAGCGAUGUGACUGCUCAAUGGAGAGAAGGAAAGUCAAUCGUAGGAAGAACACAGUACAGCUUCAUCACUGGUCCAGCUGUAAUACCAGGGUACUUCUCCGUUGAUGUGAAUAAUGUGGUACUCAUUUUAAAUGGAAGAGAAAAAGCAAAGAUCUUUUAUGCCACCCAGUGGUUACUUUAUGCACAAAAUUUAGUGCAAAUUCAAAAACUCCAGCAUCUUGCUGUUGUUUUGCUCGGAAAUGAACACUGUGAUAAUGAGUGGAUAAACCCAUUCCUCAAAAGAAAUGGAGGCUUCGUGGAGCUGCUUUUCAUAAUAUAUGACAGCCCCUGGAUUAAUGACGUGGAUGUUUUUCAGUGGCCUUUAGGAGUAGCAACAUACAGGAAUUUUCCUGUGGUGGAGGCAAGUUGGUCAAUGCUGCAUGAUGAGAGGCCAUAUUUAUGUAAUUUCUUAGGAACGAUUUAUGAAAAUUCAUCCAGACAGGCACUAGUGAACAUUUUGAAAAAAGAUGGGAACGAUAAGCUUUGUUGGGUUUCAGCAAGAGAACACUGGCAGCCUCAGGAAACAAAUGAAAGUCUUAAGAAUUACCAAGAUGCCUUGCUUCAGAGUGAUCUCACAUUGUGCCCGGUCGGAGUAAACACAGAAUGCUAUCGAAUCUAUGAGGCUUGCUCCUAUGGCUCCAUUCCUGUGGUGGAAGACGUGAUGACAGCUGGCAACUGUGGGAAUACAUCUGUGCACCACGGUGCUCCUCUGCAGUUACUCAAGUCCAUGGGUGCUCCCUUUAUCUUUAUCAAGAACUGGAAGGAACUCCCUGCUGUUUUAGAAAAAGAGAAAACUAUAAUUUUACAAGAAAAAAUUGAAAGAAGAAAAAUGUUACUUCAGUGGUAUCAGCACUUCAAGACAGAGCUUAAAAUGAAAUUUGCUAAUAUUUUAGAAAGCUCAUUUUUAAUGAAUAAUAAAAGUUAAUUAUCUUUUUGAGCUAAGAUGUGAUUUUUAAAAUCAUUUUGACUACUGGGUGUAUAAAUGUGUUUGUGUGUGUAUGUAUUUAUAGAUGUUCUUUAAGGUACCCUUGAAAACCCUACAUUAUGUAUGCCACAUAAUGACAUUUCAGUCAAUGGUAGACUACAUAUAUGAUAGUGGUCCCAUAAGAUUAUAAUGGAGCUGAAAAAUUUCUAUCGCCUAGUGAUGUCAUAGCCUAGUGAUGACAUAUGUAUUGCAAUACAUCACUCACGUGUUUGUGGUGAUACUGGUGUAAACAAAUCUAUUGCACUGCCAGUCAAGUAAAAGUACAGCAAUUAUGUCCUGUACAUAAUACUUAAUAAUGACAAUAAAUGACUAUGUUACUGGUUUAUGUAUUUACUAUACUUUUUACAAUUUGUAUUAGUUCUUGCAUUGCUAUGAAUAAAUGCCUGAGACUGAGUAAUUUAUAAA